Scophthalmus maximus (turbot) is the source of this 2471-nucleotide messenger RNA. RefSeq names its product solute carrier family 25 member 21 (gene slc25a21). The record is from RefSeq and is a predicted model, not a curated record. The transcript is spliced from 12 exons. Bases 148 to 1047 code for a protein of 299 amino acids. NCBI's taxonomy places the organism in Eukaryota, Metazoa, Chordata, Actinopteri, Pleuronectiformes, Scophthalmidae.
GACGCAACGAAAGGGAGAGGGAGAGCCAGCGGCGUGCGGCUGCAGCUACAGGAGCGGACGGACUCGACUGGAGCCUGCGGGGCGAGAGGCAGCAAGCGACCGGGGAACAGUGCGACGCGAGGACCGGAAAACGGACGAGGUGAAAACAUGAGCAGCCCGAAGCCGCAGAGUAUCCUGCGGGAGGCGUCCCACCAGAUCGCGGCCGGCGGAUCAGCCGGUUUGGUGGAGAUCUGCUUGAUGCAUCCCCUCGAUGUGGUGAAGACGAGAUUCCAGAUCCAGAGGGGAACCAGUGACCCCAACAGCUACAAGAGCCUUGGCGAUUGCUUCCGCACCAUCUUCCGCAAUGAAGGCAUCCUUGGCUUCUACAAGGGGAUCCUACCUCCGAUCGUGGCAGAGACCCCGAAGCGGGCAGUCAAGUUUUUCACCUUCGAGCAAUACAAGAAGUUGCUGAACCUGACCCCUCUGUCUCCAGGUGUGGCGCUGUCUGCGGCGGGGCUCGGCGCAGGCUUGACUGAGGCAGUCGUCGUCAAUCCAUUCGAAGUGGUGAAAGUCAGUCUCCAGGCCAACAGAGAUAACUUCAAAGAGCAACCCUCCUCAUUCGCCCAAGCCAGACGCAUCAUCAAGACGGACGGCUUCGGACUGAGCGGUCUGAAUAAAGGAUUGACUUCAACACUCGGACGCCAUGGAGUCUUCAACAUGAUCUACUUUGGCUUCUACUUCAACGUCAAGGAUGCUAUUCCUUCCAACCCGGACCCCACCCUUGAGUUCAUGAGGAAGUUCGCCAUCGGCCUUGUGUCUGGGACCAUCUCCUCUUGCGUGAACAUCCCCUUCGACGUGGCCAAGAGCCGCAUCCAAGGCCCCCAGCCGGUGCCAGGGGAGAUCAAGUAUCGCACCUGCUUCCAGACCAUGGCACUCGUGUACCGCGAGGAGGGAUAUUUGGCACUGUACAAGGGGCUGGUGCCCAAGAUCAUGAGGCUUGGACCAGGUGGAGCGGUGAUGCUGCUGGUCUAUGAAUACGUGUUCGGCUGGCUGCAGAAGAACUGGUAACCCCCAAAAAAUAAGGGAAGGAAAACCACCAGAGUGCCUUAUGGAUGGUGCCUCAACUCUAAUACAGUGUUACCUGACUCCGGAAACACAAGACCAAAUUAGUUUUUCAUUGUUAGUUAGUUUGUUUACCUUGAAUAUACAAUAUUGUGUGAAGAAUAUACCAAAACCAACAUUCCAGUUUAUCCUAGAAAGCAGCUCACGAAGGAAACACCCCCCUCGUCAUCAUCCGAGUCCGUCUGUCAGGAAUUAAAAACAGCUGUAAUAUUCCAAAACCGCCAGAAAAAUCAUACGUCUAUAUGAAAACCGGUUCCAGUGUUUUUCAGCAGUGGAACAAUCGGGUUUAAGGGCCCUGAAACCUCUUUUCUCACUUUUGCGUCUGACUGUGUGAAAUUGUGUCGAAUGUGAUCUUGAUAUUUUCUUCCAAAUUUAGAAAAAAAUUGUUUGCUCACAUGACAGAUUUAGGCAAGUUUUUCUCUGACCCCUUCCUGGGGGUGACCAGUAAAUAAGAAACAUGUCACAUGUUUCUCUGAACCAAUCAGAGUUGAGCAAUAUCUGAAUCGAAAAUCUGAUGACGGUUGAGGAGCUGUUUGCUUAUGUCGCCAUUAAGUGUCAGUCGAAUCAGAUCAAAUCGUACCCACAUCGUCCUGAUGAAUCAAAUGUGAAGUUGUGAGAUUUUAUACAUUUAAUAAUAACAAACGUUGAAGUAACAGAUAGAUACUUGAUAUUUGAAAUCAGAUUUUCAGGGGCUUUAAUGUAAACAAAAGAAGUAUAAAGAACAAAUGGCGAGUCCACGCGAGAAUCAUAAAAGAGCUUCCAAAAUAAAAUAUGAAACUCAGGUUCCACUAUAGAGGGCUCGGUUGUAUAUAUAUCUAUAUAGAUAUAUAUAUAUCUAUAUAUAUAUAUAUAUAUAAUUUUCAUAUAGCUGCACUGUACAUUUUAUUUGACAAUACUGGAAGAGGAGCUGUGUUCAUCUGAGUCUCACAGACCAACCUGAAUCACACACCCCCAUCGAAUUUAACUCCUAUCUUAAAGUAAUCAGUCCAGGGUGCAGUUUUUAAAGUCAGCGUCGGUACAUUCAUAUACGUACAUAUCUUCAUAUACAUCACGGGUACAAAACUGAAAAAUAUAUACUGUGAUCGCAGCGUUAACACUGAGCCUUAUUAUUUCAAACAAACCAAAUAUUCACAUUGGUGCCUUCAGAACUGAUUUUUUUUUUUUUUUUUUUUUUUUUUAGACCUGUUGCUGAACUUCUUUUUAAUAACCAUCUUUUUUUGCAUGACUGGUAUUUUUGUUUCUCCUAUAAACUACAACAAGUAUAAAAAUGUUUUUUGUUUUUUUUAUCUCAAUAUAUGAUAUUAGAAUUUGUUGAAAGUUACUUGCAUGUAUUGGUAACAAAUAAUAAUUAAAAAAAUUGUAACCGUUCA